AUCAUUGUUUUAAAAGAACCAAAAUUAUACAUUUCCCAGAGAAGGGAGAUAACCAGUGCCUAAAAUCCUGUUCCAGCAAAAAAACACGGGGCCGGGGGUUAGGAGCAUUUACCAAGUGUUACCAAGCUCCAUACUGGACGACUCUCAAUCAGUUUCAUUUACUGGCCAAGAAAACACCCCCAGAGAUGGUAUCUCAAGAUGGCCCUGGGCCCAGUGGGGUUCCAAGCCUCCGUCCCUUGAAGGCAAGGCCAGAUCCUCAGGAGGAUCAGGAAAAGCAACAUGGAGGUGCCAGAGUGGGACCCACGGGAGCCGCACCCCAGCUCCCAGCGCGUCAGAAGGCGGGCAAGGGUGGCUUGGAUCCGUGCCAAGGAACGUUCUAGGCCAACCGAGAGCAGCAGCGCCUGUGAUGUUUGGCACACUGUCGUGUCUUUCUGGGCUGUCCUCCCUUCCGCAUCAGUCGCACCGGUAGCCUCCGUCCCUUUAAGAAGUCUGUGCCUCUUGGCCUCGCUUCCGCCAUGGCUGCUCAGCUGGUGGAGGACCAAGUAACCUGCUCCAUCUGCCUGGAUCGCUACCGCGACCCGGUGACGCUGCCUUGCGGGCACAGCUUCUGUGGAGGCUGCAUGCAGGACUCAUGGCGCUGCUGGGAGAAGACAUGCCCCGAGUGUCGCCAGCCCUUCCCCGAGGGCGCCAAGCUGUGCCGCAGCGUGACACUGAGCACCUUGCUGCAGACGCUGCCUCUCGAUCUGCAGGCGCAGGCGGCCGCCAUCCCGCGCCCGGAGCCCGGCGCCGGCCACAGCGCACGCUGCCCGCGCCACGGGAGGCCGCUCGAGUUCUUCUGCCUCACCGAUGGCCUCUGCGUGUGCAGCGCUUGCACAGUGCACGAGUGCCGCCUCCACGAGCGGGCGCUGCUGGACGUAGAGCGCCGCGUUCGAGAGGACCAACUGAAAGCUAGAGCGGCGGUUGCCCGGCAACAGGUCACCCAGGCUGAGACCCAGCUUCAGGAGCUGCGGCAGCAGAGCAGCCAGAUCCAGAGUUCAGCCUGCACCCUGACCUCAGUGGUCUCCAGCAGAUUCAGCAGCCUGCUACAGGCGCUGGAGAAGCUGCGGGCCUUGACACUGAGGAACAUAGAGGUAGCCAAGAAGCGGGCUCUGGACCAGGCUCUGAGUGAGAUACAGCGGCUAACCGACCACCUGGAGGUCCUGUCCCAGUAUGACCACAGUGUCCAGGAUCUCCUGGGGCAAGUGGAUGACUCCAUCUUCUUCCAGGAAUUACAGCAGCUCUCUGAGCCUGUGGAGUCCCCCGGGCCACUGACCGCUCCACAGUGGGAUGAAGAGCAGCAGCUGAACAGCGUGAAUGAGAUGCUUGGCCCACUAUGUGAACUCCUCCUUGAAGAGAAGCCCCCCAGGGUGGCAGGCAAAGCUGGCCCUGUGGAUUAUCGCAACCUGACCUUUGACCCGGACUCUGCCAACCAGUACUUGUACUUGUCCCACAAGGACCAGCAGGUGACACACCAUUUCCAGGCCCAGGGCCCAGCCAGGCCAGGCAGCUUCGAGCUGUGGCAGGGGAGCAAAGGGGACAGAGAGCUGCUGUAUGGGGAACAGAGGGACCACUUGGACACAUCUUUGAGAAGCCUUCUCAACCUAGAAGCACCUUCUCCCCUUCAGAGCCAGGCAUGUCUAUAUUCUGCGCAAACCCCAACAGCCUGGCCACCAAACCACGGAGCAGGGGGGUGCUGUGGCUCAGCCUCCCAGCCACGCCUGGAGCUUGGCAAGCGCUUUACAGUCAUGAUCAAGAGCCACUGUGGAGACCAACGUAUGGAACUCAUUAUGAGGUUUCCUGCCAAGCCGGGUCCACCCAGGCUGUCUCCCACACGGCUCCUUCUGUCCAGAAGGCCUUUUCCCACCCCGUCUCCUUCUGCCUGGCUCCUAGCAGCUUGGGACCACCCAAGCUCGGGUGCAACUUCCACAGUCCUACCAUCCCCGGACUGUCCAGGGUCCCAGGCAUCAGUGUGCUUCUCUUUUGACACUUGUUACCUACCUAAGGGGGGCAAUUUAACAACUGGAAUGUGUGUGUGUCCCUUCAGAGUCUAUUUUCUAGAAUUCUAACCCUGAGAGGAUGGCAUUAGGAGGUGGGACCUUCGGGAAAUACGUCAUGAGAGUGGAGCCCGUAUGAAUGACAGUACCCACAGCCAGUGGCUCACCACCACCUAUAAUUCUAGCUCCUAGAGAUCAGAUGCCCCCUUCUGGCCUCUUCAGGCACAUACACACAGUAUAUAUACUCGCAUGGAAAUAUAUACCUAAGUAAAAACUAAUAGUA
Peromyscus eremicus (cactus mouse) is the source of this 2316-nucleotide messenger RNA. RefSeq names its product tripartite motif containing 65 (gene Trim65). Gene Ontology annotation, molecular function: zinc ion binding; protein binding. The transcript has 6 exons. Gene Ontology annotation, biological process: positive regulation of autophagy. Lineage: Eukaryota; Metazoa; Chordata; Mammalia; Rodentia; Cricetidae. Bases 516 to 2105 code for a protein of 529 amino acids. The record is from RefSeq and is a predicted model, not a curated record.